CCAACGAGAGUAGAUUUUCAACGAGGUCGAGAGAAAAGCAGAGACAGGCAGACAUCAUUUCUCUCCCAGCGUCUUUGGACUAUCUGCUCGAAGGCAAAGAGCCAAAAAUUAAAAAUCCCUUUCUAAUCAGGAAUAUAAUUAUCUAAAUUAUUCACAAAUUUAGCUAUGGCCGACACAGCUGCUGACACGAACGCAACUGCAGAGGUUACAGCGAAGGAGCUGAAAGAGAAGAAAGAAGUAGAUGUGGCGGAGGAGAAGACCGACCACGGGGACGCACCUGCCAAUGGCACAAAUGGUGCUGAGCACAGUGACAAAGUGGAAGAAACUGCAGAGGAGGAACACAAAAAUGGGGAUGAGAGUGCAGAGGAGGUGCCCCCUGCCGAGGAGACUGAUGCACAGCCUGUGAAACGUGCAGCCGAGGAGGAGGAAGAGGAGGAGGAAAAGGUGGAGACAAAAAAGCCGAAGACAGAGGAAAAUGGAGGUGCAAAAGAGGCAGAUGUGGAGGCUUAGGUCUCUGUCCUGUUUCGCUACUUCUUUGCAGCACUGUCUUAACCAGCCUGGUCAACACUGUGCUAUAGAGCUUGUGCUUUCUGUAUCUGUUGAGAGAGAUUUCUUUUUGUUUGCUCCCAUGUCACAUUGCACUGGAGUUAUCAAACACAGUGGCCCUGGAUCCUUUUUUUUUUCUUUGAAAUCUUAUUUAUUGGUCUUUACAGUGAGCUUUUUUCUACUUGUACAAACUGGGCCACAGGGUGAGAUCAGUUUUUUUUUAUUUCUUGAAGUUUUAUAUCACUAUGUUAGAAG
Messenger RNA from Monopterus albus (swamp eel), 801 nucleotides. Its product is annotated as prothymosin alpha-A. The transcript is spliced from 5 exons. Bases 166 to 510 code for a protein of 114 amino acids. NCBI's taxonomy places the organism in Eukaryota, Metazoa, Chordata, Actinopteri, Synbranchiformes, Synbranchidae. The record is from RefSeq and is a predicted model, not a curated record.